AUGUCAAUCGGAGUAGCGAUCAUCGGAAGCGGCAUGUUUGCUAAAGACGAGCAUCUGCCAGCCGUCCAAGCAGCCCCCUCCCUCACCCUCAAAGCCAUCUACUCCCGCUCCCUCAAAUCCGCCAAGUCACUCGCAGAGAACCUCUCCAAUGCCGACCUCUACAGCGACGACUCCGGCGAGGGAAAAAGCUACAGCGACCUCCUAGCCCGCUCCGACAUCCAAGCCGUAAUCAUAGGUCUCCCCAUCCUCACCCAACCAACCUACAUCCGCCAAGCCCUCGAAGCCUCAAAACACGUCCUCGCCGAGAAGCCCGUCGCCAAAGACGUCGCCACGGCCACGGAGCUGGUCAAGUGGUACCACGACAAUGUCGACACGUCGAAAGUCACGUGGAGCGUUGCUGAGAAUUUCCGCUUCAUGGAUUCUUUUCUACAUGGUGCUGAGCAGGUGAGGCAGAUGGGACGGGUGCUUGGGUUUAGAACGAGGAUGCAUGCGUUUGUGAAGCCGGGGACGAAGUAUUUUGAAACUGCGUGGCGCAAGACACCUGAGUACCAAGGCGGCUUCCUCCUGGACGGCGGUGUACACUUCAUAGCCGGUACUCGGCUUCUGCUACAGCCUGAGAACGCCCCAACCCGCGUGUCUGCAUUUACUGCGCGGCUGCAGGAGCACUUGCCGCCUGUUGACACAGUUGAUGCAACGUGGAAGACCAAGUCCGGCGUCUCCGGAACCUUUUCGGUAUCCUUUGGCACCACGUUCAGCGGGAGUGAGUACACCUUGGCUUGCGAGAAAGGCACGGUUACCGUCCUCAGGUCUAUGGUCAAGAUAGUCAAGGACGGUAAGGAAGAGACCAAAGAGUUCUCUGGCGAAGGUGCGGGCGUGAAGCAGGAGGUCAAAGCGUGGGGCGAAGGGAUCGAGUCAGGCAACCAGGAUCCGAGACAGACACCGGAAGAGGCGCUGAAGGAUCUGGAAGUGCUGGAGGCUAUGCUGCAGAGCGGAGAAGGUAACGGCGUGCCGAUAGAUCUGAAACACUAA
This is a messenger RNA of Coniosporium apollinis CBS 100218, 1029 nucleotides long. RefSeq lists its product as uncharacterized. Gene Ontology annotation, biological process: NADPH regeneration. Gene Ontology annotation, cellular component: cytoplasm. Lineage: Eukaryota; Fungi; Ascomycota; Dothideomycetes. Gene Ontology annotation, molecular function: nucleotide binding; oxidoreductase activity. The transcript has 6 exons. The record is from RefSeq and is a predicted model, not a curated record. Bases 1 to 1029 code for a protein of 342 amino acids.